Papaver somniferum (opium poppy) is the source of this 2412-nucleotide messenger RNA. RefSeq lists its product as uncharacterized. NCBI's taxonomy places the organism in Eukaryota, Viridiplantae, Streptophyta, Magnoliopsida, Ranunculales, Papaveraceae. The transcript has 2 exons. The record is from RefSeq and is a predicted model, not a curated record. Bases 1 to 2412 code for a protein of 803 amino acids.
AUGGGAAUCAAAAUUGAUAUGGCCAAGGAUUUUGACAGAGUUAAUUGGGAAUUCCUUAUGCAAGUCAUGCAACAAAUGGGAUUCAGCACUCAAUGGUGCAAUCUGGUUCAUCAAUGCAUAUCCACCACCACCAUGGUUGUCUUGGUGAAUGGUUCUCCUGGAAAGUUCUUUAAACCAACUAGAGGUCUCAGGCAAGGAGAUCCAUUAUCUCCUUAUUUAUUUCUGUUCUGCAUGGAAGCCUUAUCUAGAUAUUUGACUGCUGUUGAAGCUGAGGGUCUUAUUCAUGGAACCAAAAUCUGCAGUGAAGCACCUAAUAUCAAUCACCUCCUCUUUGCUGAUGAUUGUAUGAUUUUUUGCAAAGCUAAUUUGGAAGAAUGUAACAACUUAAUCAAGAUUUUUCAAGACUUUGGGCAUUCCUCAGGACAGCUCAUAAACUUCUCCAAAUCUGGUAUAUUCUUCAGUAAGAAUACUGAUCCUAGCAUUGCUGACAGCAUAAGUGAUACUAUGAAAGUACAAAGAAUUGAUACUUCUGACAAGUACCUGGGGUCCCCCCUCUUCACCAACAGAAGCAAGAUUCAAGCUUUCAAACCUGGUGUGGACAAACUGAAGCUCAGACUGGCAGGUUGGAAAUCUACUCUAUCUACAGCUGGCAAAGUCAUUAUGAUCCAAACAGUUACCUCAACAUCUAGCAUUUAUCAAAUGAAUUGCUUCAAACUCCUAAAAGGCACCUGCAAGGAGAUAAAUAAUAUACAAAGAAAUUUCUUCUGGAAUAAAGAUCAAGACAAACCCAAAGGUCUCUUCUACAUUGCUUGGGAUGUUGUCAACAAACCAAAAGGGCUAGGAGGCCUGGGCUUCAAAAACAUGAAAUACUUCAAUCUGGCUGUGAUUGUUAAAAUUGCUUGGAGAUUGAUAAAAGAACCACACUCUCUGUGUACCAGUACUAUGAAGGAUUCUCACUUCCCAAACAAGGAAGUCAUUAGAAUGGAAACAAAGCCAAAGAAUAUUGAUUCCUGGAUUUGGAAAGGAAUUUUAGAGGGAAUCACCUGCAUUCAAAAGUAUUAUAUCUGGAAAAUAGGGAAUGGCACCAACAUACAUAUCUGGGAAGAUAGAUGGAUAGAAGAUCUACCUGACAUUCUCCAAAAACCUCUUCACUGCCCCUCUAACCUGAAAACUGUUAACCAACUCUUCAAUACCAUUGGGGAAUGGGAUCAUCACAUAAUUUCCCUCUGGUUUCCUCAACAUAUUCAACAACUCAUUCUCCAGACACAUCAUCACCCUAACUCUGUGGACACCAUCCAAUGGAGCUUAACUCAUACUAAAAAAUUCACAGAUAAAUCCCUUUAUGAUAAACAGAUUGAGGAUAAAUAUGCUGGAGAUACUCUUACAGCUCCAUGGGGAGAUAUUUGGAAAUUAGAUACCAACCCAGCCAUCCAACUAUUCAUAUGGAAAUGUGCUCAUGGAAUUCUACCAACAAAUGCCAAGUCUGCUGGUAUCCUAACCUAUAUUGACUCUCUCUGUAAUAUCUGCAAGUGUGCAAAUGAAGACAUUACUCAUGUGCUCCUAGCAUGUCAUGUUGCUUCAGAUGUUUGGAGGAAUCUCUUUGGGGAGAAUCACCAGCUAUUUAUUAAUCACAGAUCUUUUCAUGACUGGUUUAAUAGUUGGUUUUCACCAGAAAAUACCACAACCAGCUGGAACUCUUCUUAUGCUACCAUAUGCUGGUUUAUCUGGAAAGCUAGAUGUGACAAAGUUUUCAGACACAUUGAUCCUAAUGCUGCUGCUACUGCUUUGAAAAUCACUCAACACCUUUGCUCCCAUGACAGGGUUCUGAAAAAACCCAGUCAUAUCUUAAACAAUAUCUACUAUCAAGCUAACAAUGCUGAGGAUAACUUGAGCACUCACACCAGAGGCCAAUGCAUGGGAGCCAGAAAUGUCAAAGACCCAGCAAUUGGACUCAGUAGAUCAAGCAGAGCCUGCAGAGGAGCUCAACUAGCACUGACCUGGGGAAAAGAGAUGAAAAAGACCAACAUCAACUUUGAAGCAGAAGAGGAUGAUAUUCUACAAGCCAUUCACACAGCCUACAAAAUUGCAGUACAACAACGGUUCCAAGAAAACUCUCUGAUUGAAGAUAGGAAGUUAGAAAUUAUCGACUUUGUUUUGGGAAGUCUCACUAAAUUAGAUAGUCGGCAUCAAAACAAUGCUGCCAAACUAGCUAGGAUCACUAGCACUUCUCUUCUAUUCCAGAACAUGAACUGGAAAGGUACCAACUUGCAACUUUUUUGGCAAACUUUACAAUCUAGUCCAAACUCUAUCAUUCAGAAUUACUGUAAUAACUCUUUUAAUCUGGCUAGGGAUCCUCUUGGAGCUAUGAUUAGCUCAGUCGAUUUUCAAACUACUACCGUAGUUUUGGAGUAA